UUAUUUCAUAAAUUGACGCGUGAAACAUGACGUGUAAAUAACCUAAAUCAUCGUAAAAAUUCAAUACGGCAAGGAAAUAAGUAGUGCUACUUAUAAUUAAUAAUUUAAUUAACUACAAUGGUCUUAAUGACGAUGAUAGCCCGUGUGGCUGACGGGCUUCCACUAGCUGCAACAAUGCAGGAAGACGAACAGUCAGGUCGCAGCAUCUUAGACUACCAGAACCAGGCAAAAAUGCUUUUCCGAAAAUUAGGCCCGCAGUCACCUCCAAGGUGUACAAUAGAAACCGGACCAUAUUUGUUCCAUUAUUUAAUCGAGUACGAAGUUUGUUAUUUAGUAUUAUGUGAGAAAAAUUACUCCAAGCGAUUGGCGUACUCAUACCUGGAAGACAUCGCACAAGAAUUCCAUUCUCAGCAUGGUAAAAGAGUAAAUACAGUUACUAGACCAUAUACAUUUAUUGAGUUCGACACAUAUAUCCAGAAGGCCAAGAAAGUAUUCACUGACUCAAGGUCGCGGCGCAAUUUAAACACCAUAAAUAAUCAGCUCCAGGAUGUUCAGAGGAUUAUGGUGCAGAACAUUGAUGAUGUAUUGCAACGAGGAACAGUUUUGUCAGAGCUCGACACUAAAACGCAGAACCUCUCUAUGCUAACGCAAAAAUACAAGAAGGAUGCAACUUAUCUCAAUACUAAGUCGAUGUAUGUGAAAGCGGCAGCGGGAUGUAUUGUGGUGUUCGUUAUCUUUCUAUACUUCUGGGUUCUCUAGGUGAAGACGGGAAACUGAUCAAAUUCUUGCUAUCACGGUUAUGUGGUGAUGUUAUUUUUUUCCUACUAGGGAGCUAAUUUGUGGUCUAGACACUAUAUUUACUUCAAUAAAAAUUGUUUUAUUUUU
Zophobas morio is the source of this 885-nucleotide messenger RNA. It is a transcript of the gene Sec22, whose product is annotated as Secretory 22. The transcript has 4 exons. The coding region runs from base 118 to 759 and encodes 213 amino acids. The record is from RefSeq and is a predicted model, not a curated record. Gene Ontology annotation, molecular function: SNAP receptor activity. Gene Ontology annotation, biological process: vesicle fusion with Golgi apparatus; retrograde vesicle-mediated transport, Golgi to endoplasmic reticulum; endoplasmic reticulum to Golgi vesicle-mediated transport. Gene Ontology annotation, cellular component: SNARE complex; Golgi membrane; endoplasmic reticulum membrane. NCBI's taxonomy places the organism in Eukaryota, Metazoa, Arthropoda, Insecta, Coleoptera, Tenebrionidae.